UGGCUCUGUGUACAGUCACUGCCUGCUGUGUAAAGUAGAAACUGAGGGAGGGUCAGAGAUGCCUGUGUAUACUAUGGUGUGAUGCCACGUAAUGUGUAAAGUCAGUCCACCUGGCACCUGUCACAGAGAGAGUGGCCCGGAGGAGAAUAUCCCAUUGCAUGAUGCAGGUUGCCUUGAAAGACAUAGGCUGCGCCGUGGAGCUUCAACAGGUGUCAGCCCGAAGCACUCUACUCCUCCUCCUCCUGGUCAGCGGACUCCAAGCCAGAUCACUGCAGCCAGAUAUUGAGCCUAACAUAAAAGAGGCAACUUUCCAUGACAAAUCAGAUACCUCAUGCCAGGGAAGAUGUGGAGAAAAGUAUAAAAAGAGUGAUCCUUGUCAUUGCAACAAAAAGUGCGCCAAAUACAACAACUGCUGCAGUGACUAUGAUAACCUGUGCAGUGGAGGUGCCAGUGCAAAUGGUGGAGGCGCCAGUGCAAGUGCACACAGUGGUAGUAGCAGUCACCACAGAGAAGCAGACAUCAGCAAUGAAGAGAUUAAAACAAUGUCCGAGAAGCUGUAUAAGUGUGAUGUAAACAAAGCUGUGGAUUCUGAUAUUAUUUUAAACAAGCAAGAAAUGGCAUCUAGCACCCGAAAUCCCGAAGAUCUCUGCGAGGAGCCGUUGUACCAAUAUGUGAAUGAAGAGAUAUUGAAACGACCAACCUUUGCAGUGUUCAUCUCUUUGCUGGACAAUUACGACAGAAAGACGGGAACAGAUGAAACACACACACCAGAGGAAAUUCAGGAGCAGAAGAAUUUCUUGCAGGAAAUCAUGAAGACCAAAGUUAUGAAAGAACUUUAUACAUUUUUCCACCAAAAGGGGCUGUACAGUACCGAGAAGGAGUUUGCUGAUGACCUGCAGAAGAUGUGGUUUGGACUUUACUCUCGGUCUAAAGGAGAACAAGAUUCUAGCGGAUUUGAGCAUGUGUUUGUGGGUGAAGUAAAAAAAGGUCAAGUAUCUGGAUUCCACAGCUGGAUCCGGUUCUAUCUUCUGGAAAAGAAAGGCAUGAUGAAUUAUUACAGCUAUAACUACGAUGGGCCGUGGACACAUUACCCUGAUGUGCUUGGACAGCAGUUUAAUUGGGAUGGCUUCAAUAAAGAAGUUGGAACCCAAUUCAUUGGCUCAAGUCCUGAGUUUGACUUCGCACUCUACACCCUGUGUUUUAUUAGUCGUCCUGGUAAAAAGUGCCAACUGAGUCUGGGAGGAAAUACCAUCUCUAUACAAACCUAUGAAUGGACCAAGACCACCUAUGAUAAGGGAAAGAAAUUCAUUGCUACAGCAUAUCCCACAUUUUAAUUUGUGAUUGACAAUCUUACAAGCAUUCAUUCAGCAUUAGAAAUCAAAUUUUGCCUAUUACACCCUAUUAACAAUCAGAUUCCCUCAAUUCUUUAUUACACAAGAAAACAUUGGUUAUGUUUAUUCUAUUCAAAGGUAUUAUCCAGUAAUAUUACUCCACAUGAUUAAGGGUCUACUGUAGUAGUCUACUGAAGUUCACCUAUAUGGGGCAUCAGGAUGGGUACGAUAUCCCUGCAGUUGAAAUCCCGAUGGAUCCCAGGAAUUUUUUUAACCUUAACCCGCCCUUCCCGCAGCCUAACCCUAACCCCACCCAGGCUAACCCUAAAAUCCCUUCCCACAGCCUAACCCUUGACAGGCAGAGGCGUUUGGGGGGAGGUAGGGGGCAGCUGGCAUUGUCAGAAAAAGGGUGUGUGUUGCUCCCGUUGCCUGGGAGUGGCGAGGCCAAGGGGUGUGUGUCGUGAGACACAGUUUCUUUCGCCCCACAAGCCGCCCUGCUAUGGCAAGUCUGAGUAAGCUCAGACUUACUCAGCCUGCCAUUGCAAAAGAACAUCACGACCAAUGGUCGCGAUGUUCAUCCAGAACUGCGAUCUCAUUGCAGUAUUGCUAUCGCAAAUGUAGGAAAGAGGUGCUAUACACCUCCUCCUGCACUUGCAUUGCUAAGCAUUGCAUUUGCAAAGAUGCUGCGAGCAGCUUUGCAAAUGCAGUCUUUACUGAAUUAGGUCCUAUAUACUGUAUGAACAAUUUUUAUUGCCUUGCUCAACUUUCUAAGAACACUAGUCAGAAACGAAAAUAAGGGCCUGAUUCAGAGGUGGAUGCAGGAUUGGUCGUUUCUGCGUCUUUGGAAGCAGCAGAUCUGACAAGGUAUGUCAAUUAUGUAUGUGUCGUCUAUUGAAUUGAGACACCCACCUGCACCUUACCAGAUCCACUGCAUGGAUCCGUAGAUGUAGCAUUGGAUCACUAUCACAACCAUUCUGCUAGCCUUCACCUCAAUGUAGCUGCUGAGGCCAGUGAAUCUGCCUCCAACUACACAGCCACUGGCAUUACCGCGCCUCACAAAUGGGGUAUACUAUAAAUAGCACCCCCUCCCUCCAUUUCGUGAAACGCUCCCCGGCCCCAAAUGGCUCCAGGGUGUCAAUCACAGUGCGAGCCGAUUCACAGUGCCACCGCCGUUGCAGCAGCAUUGCUGCACAUGCAUGCUACGGCUCCGAGGCAUGCGCAAACCCCCCCCCCCCCCAAAAAAAAAAAAGCAAGCCUGAUCAUGGUAGCUGGCUUUGUAUUGUGACAGGUAUAGACACAUAAAAAGUGAUCAGAUAGGAAAUGCAGGUAAACAAAUACAUUUGGCAGUAGGAAGAACAGUAAAUGCUCAGGAAAGGGACUUCCGCGGCGGCUUGUCCUCUUUACCAAUCCCAUGCAAGAACACCUGCUGGAAAUAUUGUGUGAGUUCUGAAUGAAUUUGUUACAGUAAGAUUUUAAUAAAAUUGUAUUAUGUUCAAAAA
This is a messenger RNA of Pseudophryne corroboree (corroboree frog), 2830 nucleotides long. RefSeq names its product endonuclease, poly(U) specific (gene ENDOU). Gene Ontology annotation, biological process: immune response. Gene Ontology annotation, molecular function: scavenger receptor activity; polysaccharide binding; RNA endonuclease activity. The transcript has 10 exons. The coding region runs from base 159 to 1334 and encodes 391 amino acids. The record is from RefSeq and is a predicted model, not a curated record. Lineage: Eukaryota; Metazoa; Chordata; Amphibia; Anura; Myobatrachidae.